CGUGGUCGGGAAAAGAGAAUAAAAUAACAUAGAAUAAAAUGCCUGGGUCAUGGACAAGGCCACCACUUCUGCCUUAAUAGAUGUGGUUAAUGAACAAUAGAGAUGUGAAUUUGCCAGAGGGGAGACCGAGGAAUAGUGGUGAGAUUCUGCGGUGACCACGGGAGGUGGGUGUGGUCAAACAAUUGGGGCGUGGCCAGUCUCGUGGAGAGGUGGUACCCAACCAACGCUCCUGCCCAGGCUCGAGGCCCGAACUGGAUAUUAACUGUCCCGGUCCGGCGGUGUCCGGAGCCGGGUGCCUCAGCUGUGGUCCAGGAGAAGGAGCGGAUGUAGGCAAAGCCUCCCACCCGCCCGAAAUGUGUCGACUGGGGGUCCUGCUGCUGCUGUUCCCCUCAGCCUUGGUGUCCUCUGCCGCCCCGAUCCAUGAUGCUGAUUCUCAGGAGAGCUCCUCCGGGUUUCUGGGCCUGCAGAGUCUUCUCCAAAGCUUCAGCCGACUGUUCCUAAAAGAUGACCUGCUGCGGGACCUGGACAGCUUCUUCUCCUCCCCCAUGGACUUCCGGGACCUUCCUAGGAACUUCCAUCAGGAAGAGAACCAGGAGCACAGAAUGGGAAACCACACCCUCUCCAGCCACCUGCAGAUAGACAAGAUGACUGACAACAAGACAGGGGAGGUGCUCAUCUCUGAGAAGGUGGUGGCCUCCAUCGAACCAGAGGGGAGCCCGGAAGGUGACUGGAAGGUGCCCAAAGAGGAGGAGAAAGAGGCCCUGCCGCCAGUGCAGAAGGCCAUGGACGGUUUGCACCCAGAGCCCCGGAGGGUGUCUUUCUGGAUCAUGAAGCUGCCGAGACGGAGGACCCAGCCAGAUGUCCAGGAUGGGAGCCGCUGGCUCAUAGAAAAGCGACAUCGCCUGCAGGCCAUCCGGGAUGGGCUCCGUGGUGGUGCCCAUGAGGACAACCUCGAGGAAGAGGCCCAUGUCCCCCAACACAUCAAGCUGCCUAUACGAAAGACACACUUUCUCUACAUCCUCAGGCCAUCCCAGCAGUUAUAGGGUGGCAACCAGAUGUCCCUGCAUGUCCCUCACCCUACCCCAGCACCAUAAGGAAAUAAACUUUUUUCUUACAUCUA
Molecule: messenger RNA, 1120 nt
Organism: Mesocricetus auratus (golden hamster)
Lineage: Eukaryota; Metazoa; Chordata; Mammalia; Rodentia; Cricetidae
Gene: Dkkl1
Product: dickkopf like acrosomal protein 1
Exons: 5
Coding region: 354-1043 (229 amino acids)
Biological process (GO): negative regulation of canonical Wnt signaling pathway
Molecular function (GO): receptor antagonist activity; co-receptor binding
Source: RefSeq, a predicted model, not a curated record